This is a messenger RNA of Daphnia pulex (common water flea), 1703 nucleotides long. Its product is annotated as longitudinals lacking protein, isoforms A/B/D/L-like. Gene Ontology annotation, molecular function: protein binding. The record is from RefSeq and is a predicted model, not a curated record. The coding region runs from base 257 to 1480 and encodes 407 amino acids. Gene Ontology annotation, cellular component: nucleus. Gene Ontology annotation, biological process: regulation of transcription by RNA polymerase II. Lineage: Eukaryota; Metazoa; Arthropoda; Branchiopoda; Diplostraca; Daphniidae. The transcript is spliced from 9 exons.
UGGCGUCGCUGUUGCUCGAUGUGUUCGGCAGUCGACACCCAUGGAAGCAUUGAAGCAGUUAGCAUUGAAGUUGAGAAAUUCCAAAUAGCAAAAGAGGCAUCAUUCACAAAAGUUGAAAAUUGCCAAAUUGGAUAGAUAAUAAGCAAAGAAUACAGACCACGAGCAAAACUCGCCGAUGUCCAACGUUUGUUUUGAUGAGAAACAUCUUUUUGAUAAUUUUUUUUUAUUGUGAACACCCAAAAGAGAUUAGAGAGAAAUGGGGACUGAUCUAAGAGAGUUUUGUCUGAGAUGGAACAAUCAUCACAACACUUUAAUAUCGGUCUUGGAUACCCUUCUCACGAAAGAGAGACUUGUUGAUGUCACCUUAGCGGCAGAAGGACAGUUCAUUAAUGUCCAUCGAAUUGUGCUGUUUGCGUGUAGCCAGUAUUUUGAAGAACUUUUAAGCCAGUUGCCUGAUAAACAGGCAGUUGUUUUUCUGAAAGAUGUCCAGUUUGUUGAUCUCAAAGCUUUAGUGGAUUAUAUGUAUAGGGGUGAGGUGAAUGUUUCCCAAGAUCGACUGAAUAUUUUCUUAGAGACUGCUUAUGCCUUAAAAAUUAAAGGUCUGGUUGAUCAUCCACAACACAAGAAAUUCACAGCUAGUCUUCCAGAAACUUUUCUUCCCUCAAGAACCAAGGCCAGAAUGAAUGGAUCAAAUAAGCCCUCCCACAUCUCAUUAGGGAAAUAUCCCAGUUCUGUAAACACUGAUGAGUCUGCACACUCCCCUGCUGAAGCUAGAUCCCUUUCAUCCCCUCCAAUGCAGAUGAUAGAAGCAUCGUUGACUGGAGAAGAAGAACCUGAACAGGGCGAAGAAGAGAGAGAUCUUACACAGGAUGAGGAAGAAGAUGAAGAUGAAGAAGAAACGGAACCUGGCGUGUUCGUAGCUGAAAUGGAACCCGAUGACCCCUUUGUGUCUGCUAAGCCCGAUGAGAACAUGGACUCCGAAUUCGGUGAUGAUCAUUUUGAAGCAACUGAAAACUGGUCUUAUAAUGAUCCCGAAGAUGAAUACUGGAAUAAUUCUCAGGAGCAAUUCAGUACAUCCGCCAACAACAACUCAAAUGGAGGUUCGGAAACAUGGACUCCUACUCCCAAUGACGCUGCUGGACCUUCACGAACACGACGCAACAACAAAAAGAAUCCUUUAUCUUCAACAGUGAUUUCCCCAAAAAGCAGAGGGCGAGGAGGGCGAACUCCUCAGGCUGUCCGCAAAACCAAAUAUGAUCCCACAAAGCCUUUCUCUUGCCCGCAGUGCCAACGACGCUACAAUCGCAAAGAUAAUUUACAAGCUCACAUGCGUUACGAAUGUGGCCAAGACCCGCAGUUCAGCUGCCCUGUUUGCCAGCACAAGUUCUCUCAUCGGCGUUACAUUCAAAAGCAUAUGCAGAGGCGACAUCCGGCCGAAUAUGAAGAGUUCCAGAAACUGAAUCCUUCGGAGAGCGUUUGAUGCUGUAAACUACAUUGAUCUAUUAAUAGGCGCCAAAGUAAAAAAACAAAUAAGUUUACGUGUUGUUCCUUCGUCGACCCGAACAUCUUUUUAUAGAUGUCGAACUAUUUGCUUUUCCUUUGGAAUCUAAUUUUGUGGAUUAAUGUUCCUCGGCUAUACUUUUGCUUAAGCGCACAGCGUUUGUGUAAUUUCUUAGUGUGAAUUAAAUAUUAUUUUUUUUGUA